Molecule: messenger RNA, 2360 nt
Organism: Onychostoma macrolepis
Lineage: Eukaryota; Metazoa; Chordata; Actinopteri; Cypriniformes; Cyprinidae
Gene: rassf4a
Product: Ras association domain family member 4a
Exons: 12
Coding region: 324-1277 (317 amino acids)
Biological process (GO): signal transduction
Source: RefSeq, a predicted model, not a curated record
GACAUGAAAAUAGUACCGGUUUUUGAUAAAGCGUUGCCAUGGACAACAGUGAAUAUAGGAUCUGGAUGGCGCGAAUCAAAUAUCGACGUAACUAACUGUGAAUGUGAGGAAAAGAGUGGUUAAACAAACAAACAAACAAACAGUUUUUCAGCUUUGAAAUCUAAAAUAAAAGCACAAGGAACGACGUGAGCGUCGCUAUUAACUGCUCGCGAGGAAAAGAGCGGUGUAAAAAUUCUUCAGAUUUUCUCAUUUGGAGUUUCUCAGCGAAAAUAACUGCAUAUGGGUUUGGAACAACAUGAGCCCUUUCUAUUAGGGACCCCACUAUGGAUCCUGACAAGACCUCCUAUGUGAGGCUGAAUGAGGAGAAAGUAAUUGCAAAGUCUGAUAUUUUGUCCCUUCUAAAAACGUACAACUGCUAUCACGAGGGAAAAAGCUUCCAGCUUCGGAUUCGUGAGGAAGAGGGCGAGCUGAUAGUGGAGGGUUUACUCAACAUCUCCUGGGGCCUGAGGAGGCCAAUCAGACUGCAAAUGCACGAUGACAACGAGCGCUUUCGCUAUGCCUGCAUGAGUGCGUGGAGGUCGGAGACCUCAGAGUCCAGCAGGAAUGAAAAUGCUGAACAGCAGUUUUCUUCAGAGCCCAACAACAACAAAAUCAGUGUCUCACCUAUACCCAGUGCGGAUGGAGCUGAGGAGGACAUCCCUCAACUGCUAAGAACGAGAAGUGACGCGAGCUUUGUGAAUAUCCAAAGAAGAUCCAAAAUCCACAACACUGCCGAUUCACAGAGGAUAAAGAGACACCGCUUCUCCAUUAACGGCCAUUUUUACAACCACAAAACAUCAGUUUUUACUCCAUCAUAUGGAUCAGUGACUAAUGUGCGAGUGAACAGCACUUUGACAACACAGCAAGUUCUUAACCUACUCCUUAACAAGUUUAGGGUUGAGAAUAAGGCAGAUGAGUUUGGCCUCUACCUAGUCCAUGAAUCAGGGGAGAGAGCAAAAUUUAAGGACACAGAAUAUCCUUUGGUAUCUCGUCUGUUGCAUGGUCCAUGUGAAAAAAUCGCCAGAAUAUUUAUUAUGGAAAAGGACCUUGGUGAAGAGAUUACGUAUGAUGUUGCACAGUAUAUUAAGUUUGAAAUGCCUGUUUUGGACAGUUUCAUAAAGAAAUUGAAAGAGGAGGAAGAGCGAGAGAUUUUAAAACUAACAAGAAAAUACAGUGCACUGAGAUCAAUGAUAUUGCAAAAAUUGGAUGGCAUCUCUUAUACUGCAAAUUAUGCAUGAGAAAAUGUUGACCGUUUAGAUCAAAGGCAUCCUCUCUGUUUUACAGUCAACAUCAGUGACCCACAGAUUGCUAGUUUUAGGUUUUAAGACAUGAGUGCAAUAACUAGUGUAUAAAAUGUAUAGGCUACUGGUAAGUGAUUAGCAGCUGUAAGUACUUUUGCCCACAACUGUCAGGUGUUACAAAUUACCUAGAAUGUUAUUUUAUGAUGCACUUAUGCUCUAUGACUUUAAAGACAAACUACUGUAUUUUUUUUUUUUUUUUUUUUUUUUUAAACUUAGAACAUAUACACCCCUGACAUGUUUCCACAGUAACAAUAUUGCCUUUUAUACAUUUUAAAAUAAAACUAAUAUAUGGAGAAUUGUGUUCAUUUGGUCUAAUUCAUAACAUCUUUAAUAAUUUCCAGAUUUUUGACAAUAUUUAAAGUCAGUUUGCCAUUCCAAUACAAUCUCUUAGUGCUUCAUUUCAUUAUCUUAAAUCAUUGUUUUAUUGCUUGAGGGAAAAAAAUGCUCACAAUGAGCAUUUCUUAUUGUUCUUUGAGUGACCCUUGCACUGAGUCAGUUCCCACGAGCUAUAAAAGCUCAUGUUAUUGAGACUAAUAAGAGAUGAAGUCAGUGCCUUCUGGCUCGAGUGCCCAUGUUACACAGUAGGAGGCAUCCUGGGAACAAGGAACAUUACAUUACUCGAGGUGGUUCCCAUUUCCUGGACAAGUAGCACAAGGAGAAAAAAUAAACUUUGUGCUUGUGUUCACUUGCUCAGUCUUUUAUACUACAAAAUAUGUUAGUUGUGAUUUUUAAAUAAUGGUUUGAAAUGUUUUUUUAUUUUUUUUAUUUAAUAACGUGAUUUGUAAUGACAACAGAAAUGUAAUGAAAUGUAUUAUUUUUGAGAACAAUGCAGGGCAUUUUCUGGAUUUAGUAAAGCCUUUAACCUUAUGUAGGCCUACUUUUUAGCACUAUUAUCUAAGGAAACCUUGGGAACCUAGGUCGUCUUUUGUGCGACUUAUAUUCAGUAAAUGAGGGUUUUGUUUACUGUGUUUUUAGCCUUUGUAACUGCUAACGAAUAACCUGUUACCAACAAAAUAAACG